Truncatella angustata is the source of this 2348-nucleotide messenger RNA. RefSeq lists its product as uncharacterized. Bases 95 to 2248 code for a protein of 717 amino acids. The transcript has 2 exons. The record is from RefSeq and is a predicted model, not a curated record. Lineage: Eukaryota; Fungi; Ascomycota; Sordariomycetes; Amphisphaeriales; Sporocadaceae.
UCUCUAAGCCGCAUUCGUCAAUUGCUUGCAUCUGGCCCGUAAAAGGGUCCCUGUCGCAGCGUGCCUCGAGCAUUGAAAAAGAGGAUACCAUCCCAUGACAAUGGCUUCCGCCGCGCAACUUGCGCCUCGAUUCAACGUCUUCAACGACACGAGCUUCUCCAGCGACUGUGAGAGCGACCAAUCAGCCGUUGACCUUGGUAGCAACACCUUUGUUCCUUUGCGUAGCAUUUCCGCGUCCAACACCCAAAAUCGUCAAGCUUCUGGUCCACAACCGGGUUCAUGUGAAGCUUCAAGUCCAGUUGUGGAGUCGCUGACUGCCGACCUCGAGAAGUUGCAUCUUCGCGAGUCCCAAGAAUCUGAACUCUUCAAAGGCAAGCCAGUGCCUAACCUGAAAGCCUUGUCACAACCUGGCAGCCGAUUGACACGUCUUUCGAUCCCGCACAACAUCUUCGAAGUACUUGAGACAGUUCCUGAGGACGAUUGUCAGGAGCCCUCCACAUCCGCGGCUGUAAGUGUUUCGAAUGAUAGCCAGCAUUAUAUCGAAGUCCCAGUCCAUCAAUAUAGGCGGCAUCCUAUAGCAACCGCUGCGCAGCAUCUUCCGUCCGCUGAGGAACAACUAGCCAAGCAUCGCAAAGGGAACUACGAAUGGGUACUGACUGUUAGAGUGCCCAAGCAACCAUCUUCGGACGACACAGGUUUUCCGCCACCUGCGUCGAAAGAACUUUGCAAUACUAUCAAGCUCUGCUUUGGUUGCAAUCUCUUCCCUAGCAAGACACAUCCUAAGGCUGACCAGGAUUCCACUCAAGGCUCAUAUACCCUUCUUGUAACACCGCUGCGAAGUAAUGCUGAAUUAGACGCGGCCACGCAACUGACCGACAAGGAGAGAAAUAUGGCCUUGACCAUAGACAUGGCUAAGCCGGCUACGCCGUCAAAGUCGCUCCCUGUCUAUUCGGAGGUGGUCGUUGGAGACGUUUCGCCAAAGUCUACGAUAUCAGCUGAAGCCGACAGCUUUGUGGAAACAAUCACGUCAAGGCCACUCGUAGAGCCAAUGGUUGGGAUCGAGAAUCCGAUCGAGGCGUUAGACAAACUCGAAGAGCAGCUCGAAGAAUUUGAUAUGGCUGCAAGUAUGGGGGACCUAGCCACGCAUAACGUAGCCAGACCUUCUGUGAAGUCCUUGGUAAAGCCUCUUUCAUCGGACACCUGCGAGGAUAGGCGUGCGACCCCAAAAUCUGUCAAAACCGCUCCCAAGAUCGGUGUAUCAACACUCAGGAUCAGACCCAUUGAGCCUAAACGGUCUCCGAAUUCUCGCAGAUCAGCCUCGAUGAUAUUCAUGGACCCGCCCAAACUGCUUGAUUCGCCAAAGCUAAAGAUGGAAGACAAGGCUCUCGUUCAGGCUCCACCAAAGAAGGCAGCGCGCAAGGAACUGACAAGCCUGCUGCCGCCGAAACAGCCCGUCAAAUCAACCAAACUGCCUACUGUUCCCGCGUUCGAACUUCCUGGCGAGGCUGUUGCUCGUCGUCUCAAAGAGAAACGAGAGGCACGCUUGUCGAUGGCGGCUGGUACUAAGAAACCAGAAGCACGAACGAUACCUACCGUCAAUCGUUCAAAGUCAACUAAACGUCUUGCACGACCCACGUUCGAGCUACCUGGAGAAGCUAUCUCACGGCGUAAGCGGGAAGAGCAACAAGCUAAACUGAGGGCCCAGGAGGAGGAGGAACGCAGGCGUCGCGAAUUCAAGGCCAGACCAGUUCGAGCAGGCGGUAUACCAAGCUCGGUUCCUCGUGAUACAGCUACGAGCCGUGCACGACAGGCCAAGGGACCACUUUCAGGGAAGGCAAAUCUGUCAUCGCCAAGCCCAAACAAGCGAAUCUCUACUGUGGCCCCUCGAGGACCGACAACAGGCGCAAGUCACAAUUCUCAAUCCCGCGGGCGGCUACUCACGACGGAGUCAUCCCAGCUCAGCCGCGCGACAUCCAGCUCCACUGGUAGCAUCAGCGGCAAGCGCAGCUCCGUGUCAUUCGAAGACACGCAAGCGCAGCGUCUACGCGGCAAGGAGAUACUUCGACGGGACAGCAUGUAUGGCCAAGAUCGGCAACGCGAGAAACGAGAGCGCGAGGCUCUUGCCCGUCUCGCCAGAGAAGAAGCGGCAGAGCGCUCACGUCAGAAGAGCCGUGAGUGGGCCGAGAAACAAAAGCAGAAGCGAAUGACCGUUGGUUCUUUGAGAGAUGUAGUUGCAACAUCCUCAUAACCAUAGUUAAGCUCUCUUCUUUGUACGAACUUGUAUCAGCAUUUGUGUUUGGGACUCGAGCGCCGAGUUUGGCGUUUAUGAAAGGUGUAAUUACAUCUCU